AUGACUAAGUUACUACAACUGAAAAACAAUGAUAAGUCAUCAGCCAACAGCAUAGUGCUACUGGCAUGUGGUGUUGUCUGUAAUGUAAACAUUAUCUUGACGUUUUCAUUUGCAAUUAGAGUAAUUUGCGAAUUUGGUAAGAUAUAUUCAGAGGUCACCCUAACAGAAUACGAUGAUGAUGGUGAAUAUGAAGAGAUACCAGAUGACAAUUUUAGUAUUCCAGAAGGUGAAGAAGAUCUGGCAAAGCUAACUCAGUUUGUGCAGGAAAAAGCUGCAGAUACUAAUAUUUUGGAACAGAAUAUAAUUCUUCCUUCAAAGCAAUCAGAACCUGAAGUCAUUGAAGACUUUCUUUGCAAUUUCCUGAUUAAAAAGAGAAUGACCAGGACUCUUGAUUGCUUUCAAUCAGAAUGGUAUGAAUUAAUUCAGAAGGGACAGAUUGAACAUAGAAGUGCUAAGAAAGUUCCAGAUGUCUAUACCCAGAAUAUGCUUUUAGAAAGUGAGAACAAAGAGUUGAAGAAAGAAUUAAAGCACUACAAACAGGCAGCUGACAAGGCCAGAGUAGAUCUGCUGAAAAUUCAGAAAGAACGUGAUUUUCAUCGGAUGCAUCAUAAGCGAAUGGUUCAGGAAAAAAACAAAUUAAUUCAUGAUCUGAAGGGUUUGAAGUUACAUUACGCAUCUUAUGAGCCAACUAUAAGAGUGUUACAUGAGAAGCACCACACUUUACUAAGGGAGAAAAUGUUGCUCUCUCUGGAAAGAGACAGAGCUAUUGAGCAGAUAUCUGGUCUUGAAGCAGCAUUGCAGCAUGUGGGAAGCAAAUAUGCUAACUCUGUUCCUGAAAUGAGCACUGGAGACAGUUAUGAAAGAGAAAAUGUAAAAGAAGAUCCUACUCAGAAACACCUUAGUGAAGCAAAAGAACCAAACAAACAUAAGAUGAAAACAAAAGAAAAUAGAAAGGACUCAGUUUUUCCAAUAUAUAAAAAACCAGAUCUCAGUCUGUAUUUGUAUAAAGAAGAUCUUUCGCCUUGUAAAUUUGACUUCCAGCUGAAUAAAAUUUUUCGACUGCAUGAACUUCCAGUGAGCUGCAUCGUUAUGCAUCCGAACAAAGAAAUCUUAGUCUCCUGUAGUGAAGACCGCUUGUGGAAGUUAGUGGGCCUUCCCGAAGGCACAGUGCUUGUCAUAGGAUCUGGACACACAGAAUGGCUUUCAGACUGCUGCUUCCAUCCCAGUGAAGACAAGCUUGCUACUUCAAGUGGUGACGCUACAGUUAAAUUAUGGGACCUAAAUAAAGGUGAAUGCAUCUUGACCUUUGAAGGACACAACCAUUCCGUAUGGUCCUGCACCUGGCACUCCGGUGGUGACUUUGUAGCUUCUGCCUCCCUGGAUAAAACUUGUAAAAUCUGGGAUGUUAACAGUGAAAGAUGCCGAUAUACUUUAUAUGGACAUACAGACUCUGUCAACACCAUUGAUUUUUUCCCAUUCUCCAAUACUCUUCUCACGGGUUCGGCAGAUAAGUCCUUGUCUAUCUGGGAUGCAAGAACAGGUAAAUGUCAGCAGUCACUUUAUGGUCACAUGCAUUCUAUCAACGACGCCACCUUCACUCCUAGGGGCCACAUGAUAGCAUCCUGUGAUGCCUGUGGGGUUACAAAGUUGUGGGAUUUUCGGAAACUCUCGCCAGUUGUGUCUCUUGAUUUGGGUCCAAGUCCUGGAAAUGAGGUCAAUUUUGAUUCAACAGGUCGAGUUUUAGCUGUGGCGAGUGGCAGUGGAGUUAUCCAUUUGCUGGAUCUUAAAUCAGGGCAGAUUCACAAGUUGACGGGCCAAGAGAGUGAGGCACAGACAGUGGUGUUUUCUUAUGAUGGCCAGAGUCUGUUUGCCGGAGGCUCUGAUGGCACAGUUCGAACGUGGUCUUGA
Messenger RNA from Elephantulus edwardii (Cape elephant shrew), 1908 nucleotides. It is a transcript of the gene SPAG16, whose product is annotated as sperm associated antigen 16. The record is from RefSeq and is a predicted model, not a curated record. Gene Ontology annotation, biological process: axoneme assembly. Gene Ontology annotation, cellular component: axonemal central apparatus. Bases 1 to 1908 code for a protein of 635 amino acids. Gene Ontology annotation, molecular function: protein binding. Lineage: Eukaryota; Metazoa; Chordata; Mammalia; Macroscelidea; Macroscelididae. The transcript is spliced from 16 exons.